Messenger RNA from Arctia plantaginis, 714 nucleotides. NCBI's taxonomy places the organism in Eukaryota, Metazoa, Arthropoda, Insecta, Lepidoptera, Erebidae. The record is from the annotation of a GenBank genome assembly.
AUGAAUAGGAAAAAUAGGAUAAUUCAAAGCAAGGCGCAGUUAGAAGCCAUCGUCGAGAACCUGUCAGAUUUAUCUGAUAUUGACUCUGACGAUGAUGCCUAUUAUCAGACAGCCGCUGUUAACGGCCCAGCGGAUGACCUUAAUUUUACUGAAGAUACCAUUAUUGAAAGUUGUCUUGAGGAAAUGUUAGGUGCUUCUCAUAUUUUAGAAGAAAAUAUUGAAUGUACAGAAUUAUAUUCGGAAAAUUCUCUGAGAAAUGUUCUGAAAGAAAACAGCACGAUUAGUAGAGUAAGUGAGAGAUCAGAACAACAAAUUGAGGGUUCACCAACCCAGAUCAUAAAUGAACACAUAGAGACACAAGAAGAAUGGAGAGAAAUAGUGAAUCUCACUGAUAGAGAAAUCGAAAUAGAGCAAUGUUUUGAUGAGAUAUUUCACGAAUCCAGUUACGAUUAUCCCAUUCAGAAAGAUGAUACAAGUGCGGGACCUUCUAACCACAAUGUUACUGAAAUAGUAAAUCAAGCUUCGGAACAUCAUUCAAGGCAAAGAAGAGCUAUCAAUGUAUCCAGGCCAAGACAACCACGGGAGUGGAAAAUUGAAAAAGAAAUACAUUAUAUUUGGGAAUUCAUUAAUACAAUUAAACCAAAAUCUGCAUAUAAUCUUAAAACUCGGCUCAUUGAUGUUUUUAAGAAGUCUUUUCCUGAAUAUUUGGUUUAA